AUGACCCAUCGGUCUCGUACCCGCAGCUGGAGCACCUCCGCGGUGAAGAAGGCUGCCGUCGUGUAUCAGCAGCCCUCUGAGAAGAACCCCCAACCCACUGCAGCCAGCGUGUUGGGAUCCAGGUCCAAAGAGAACGUGCAGAUCAUUGUGGAGGACCUGGGAUCAGACAAUCCCAGCUUCAUCCUGGAGGAGGAAGAGGGCGGCGUCGAAGAGGGGGGGCCGCCGGGCCGCUCGGGAAGCUCGGUGUCUCCCCGCUGUGGGGCCCGGAUGAAGAGGAAGGUGGAACCCCGGUCCUCCAUGGUCCUUCAGCAAUGUCAGAGCAAUGUGGCCAGUGAGAAGGGCAAUGAAGUAAAGGAGGAAGUGGCAGAGGAGGCAGUGCUGGAUGAGGGGCCACUUGGGUGGGGGCCUGGAGCUUUCCUUCUACAACCCGUCAUCAACCUCAUCCCUCCGACGCCUUCGGCUGACAUCAAUGAUCAAUUCUUUGAUCUCAAUUCGGGGGAAUCGCCCUCGUUGGGCAGAGAGUGCAUAGACUAUGCAGGAGGCCUGGGCGAGAGAGACCGGGAGAGUCAUGAGGAGGAAGAGGAGAAGGUGAUGGACAAGGAGGCAUUGGAGAGUAUGCAGGACGUGGAAGGUGCAGAGGGUGGAGAGUUUAGGGGGUCUCCAUCAGCAGCCAUUAUGGUGGAUGGAGCAAACAUCAGCAGGGAUGAUACCUCAUCCAAUGAGGAAGCUGCAGAGAGGCCAAAUUUGCAUUUCUUCCAGCACAGUGCCUUCAAGGUGGCUCUUCUGCCUCAGUACCCCAGGAAGCUGAGCUUCAAUGCAGGAAUUAACCUGUUAAAGUUUACAGAGCAGGAUUUGGAUGACUUGACCAACAAAGACGUAAGCAGCCAUGAGGUACUGAAAGCCCAACUCUGCCUCCUGCCAGUCAGCUCCAAGAUGACAGAUGCUCAUUCACACCUACGGAUGCCCGCAAUUAGUACUUGCACUUUAGGAAAUUCUGUAUCCAGAAGUCACACCUUCCACUCUAUAAGCAAGGAGAGGAUCAGCCAUGAAUCACCAAGACAACGACGAAUAACUGUUGCGUCAUUCGUCUCUCAGCCCAAAGACCAGAAUGGGAAUUACCCAAGAGAGGACACCGGAAGGCGCUGCGCCAAGGCGCUGGCAGAGCUUGACACGGACGAGGUGUGCCAGUGGUUUGCCAACCUCGGCCUGCACCAUUGUCAGCCCUUUAUUAGAGGAGCGCAUCUGCAUGGAUGUCACAUCACCGCUAUUGACCAGGAUCUUCUCGACCGUAUUCAUGUGUCGACUCUGGAAGACCGGGAACGGCUGCUCUCGGCGGUUUACCAAGAGCUCCACCCCUCGGAUGCCAUCACGCAGACUGUGGACUCGCUGUUGGAUCUCUAUGGCCCCCACAAUGUGGAGAAGUUCACGGCAGCUUUGGCCUCCAUGAGCAAAGAAAUGUUUUCCCCUUAUGGAAGCCACCUCAGUGACGGUCAUCCAUUUACUUUCAGAGUCAAGGGACAAAAUUUAAACAGGCAGAGGAAUUCUCAUCUGGUGGAGCUGAGCAUAAAUGCUCUGGGCCAAAUGGUCCACCUGAGGACACACAGAGAGACAACAGUCAGCAAGGUCAUGGGCUCCUGCUUGGACAUCCUGGGGGUGACCGAGGACCGGGGGCUAUUUGGCCUGAGGAAUGUGGAAGAGCUUUCAGAUGCUUUCUUGGUGGACCAGAAGAUUGGAGAUCUGCCUGGAUCAGAGAAAAGAAUGCCAGAGUUACAGCUUUAUAAGAAGGAUAAGCCUGGGAAUGCUGAGACUCCACAGCUGACCCAGCAAGCUUUGUUGUCCAGUUCCCAAAGUGAUGCAGACAGGAUCCAUGAGCUGACCCAACAGGUGGAAUCACUACAGGACAUUGUUCAGCAGGUCCAGGAGCUUCACCAAAGCCUAGUCUCUUUCUACUCUGAGCUGAAGAACAUGGAAAACAUAUCUCCAGCUCAGGACCAGGGCCUGGCUGAGCUGGAGAAGCAGAUGGGACACACUAAAAGCAGAUGUCAGGAGACCCAACUGAGUAUCCAAGUCUUACAAGACCAGCUCUGUCACCUUGAGGCCAGCAAAAACAGGAGCUUACCUCAGAGGUGGUCAUUGUGAUGUAUUUUCAAGGUGGUGUGUGUCAAUGACCAUUUUACUUGUCUUCUCAUUUAUACAUCUGUACUUGCUGGAUCACCACAUACUGGAUACACAUUAUUUAAAUAGUUCGGUUUAAGGGUGAUAACUAAUAAAUCCUAUUCCAAAACCUCUACACAUCUGCUGCGCAUAAAAUAUUUUUUCCUGGUGUUAUCACCGGCUCCGGGGCUUGUUAGGGUAAUGACUGUUAACUCUUGGCAUUUGUUCAGUCCUCUUCUUUGCCAAAUAACCUGAUAUUGUGGGAGUGCCUGAAUAAGAGCUCAGAAUUCAUACUUUGUACACUGUGUUUAAUCUUGUUCGAAAGGGGCGAAAAAAUCUUGUUUCUCAAGUUCAUACAGUUGAGACUAUAGAAGGUUUAUACAAUGCAAGUCUGCACACAUGAAAUAUGGAGGAUAUUAAUCAUGUUUAUAGCCUCUUUCAUAAUGUUUUUUGUUGGAUAAACCAGCCUAUUGUGGAAACAACAACAGCUGACGUUUAAGCGAGCUCUA
Paramormyrops kingsleyae is the source of this 2663-nucleotide messenger RNA. RefSeq lists its product as uncharacterized. The record is from RefSeq and is a predicted model, not a curated record. Gene Ontology annotation, molecular function: protein binding. Lineage: Eukaryota; Metazoa; Chordata; Actinopteri; Osteoglossiformes; Mormyridae.